AUGUCUGUAUUGAAAAGAGCCAAAACAUGGGAGAUAUCAGAAUCUGAGGGCGAAAGCGAUGCUGAACAUAAACCUUCAAUCAAAUGCAUUUCAUUUAUUGAUCAGGAUGACGAUAACAAUGAAACAGCGACGGCCAAUAGUCGUACUGACAAUCUCGAACAGGACAACAAAGACUACAACACAGAUUGCAAGUCAACAGCCAAAACCGAACCAAGUGACACAUUGGUGGCUCCACGACCCGCUAGGUCCGGUACCGCAAGUCCGGCGAGAAAACGCCGAACCAAAGAGGAGAUAGAGGCUGACAGACAGAGUAUUGAGGAGAGGAAGGAGGCCAGAGAGAAACUCAAGAGGGUGAGGGCCAAAGAGAAAGAGGAGAGACGAGAAGAUCAACAGAAGAGAAAAGAAGCUGCAGAGCGUCUGAAGAGCCUCAGACCUGAGAACUGUUUGAAGUGCCUGACUGUCUGUAUUGAUCCAGGUAAUUGGUUCUUUGUGAAUGUAGAUGGAAGGGGUUCAGAUGGUGUUAAAGCAGAGGAGGCUGGUGGGUGGGGCUAUAGGAGGACAGGCUCAUUGUAAUGGCUGGAAUUGAAUGAAUGGAAUUGAGUCAAACAUUACGUUUCCAUAUGAUUGAUCUGUUUGAUACCGAUCCAUUUAUAUAAUUCCAGCCAUUACAAUGAGCCUGUCCUCCUAUAGCUCCUCCCACCAGCCUAUUCUGUGUUAAAGGCACACUGUAAAUAAGACGUGACGAGGGCCACCAACACAACUGUAAAGAAUGGCGAAAAUUAAAUGCAUACCAUUAUGUGCGUAUUAUCUCGCUGUGUGUGUAUUUCCACUCCCCAGCUCUACUGCAGGAUGAUGGAUCGGAUGUGUUGCUGGGAACUCUGUCUGCAGUUGAGUGGAGGAGCAGCAUUGAGACACAGCAGCUCCCUCACAGCAUCACUUGGACCAGAGAUCUUCCGCCGGUAACGUCAUCAUCACAGACAAUACCAGCUCCACAACACAGGCUUGGUGUGUUGGUCCCCACUGUAUGACCCCCUCGGCCCUCAGAUUGACUAGUUAAUGUCUUGAUGUUGUCAGGAGGAAGACAGCAGUGGACCACUGGAGGAGGAGCAGGUUCUGCUGGUGUUAGGUCUAACUGACUUCAUGGGCAUGGUGGUCUCAGUCAAACAGGUGAGCGCCCUUUAAACCUCAACAAAUUCUCUGGUGUCUCUACCAUUUAUAUUUACAUUUUAGUCAUUUAGCAGACGCUCUUAUCCAGAGCGACUUACAGUUAGUGCAUACUAUUUUUCAUACUGGCCCCCCGUGGGAAUCGAACCCACAACCCUGGCGUUGCAAACGCCAUGCUCUACCAACUGAGCUACAUCCCUGCCGGCCAUUCCCUCCCCUACCCUGGACGACGCUGGGCCAAUUGUGCGCCGCCCCAUGGGUCUCCCGGUCGCGGCCGGCUACGACAGAGCCUGGAUACGAACCAGGAUCUCUAGUGGCACAGCUAGCACUGCGAUGCAGUGCCUUAGACCACUGCGCCACUCGGGAGUAACUACCAGUGUGUGCAAACCAAACAUUAAUUUUUUCUGUUCACCUAGACACUGCAUGGUGAUGGGGAGGAAUCGGCAGUGGAGUCUUUCUUCAAGCUUCUGUCAGAGUGCCUCAACCGAGAUGCCAAGAUGGUGGUUACUGUUUUAGUGACGGGAUCCAACGCAAAUAGCUGGUUAGUAUAAGGUCUGUUUUAAGAAUGUGUCUCUGAACCUUGGUCCUCAACACCCUGUGUGUGAAGAGACUGGAUUGUAUGUGUUGGUCUGUCACCAGGACUGGGACAUGGGAUGUACAUGAGUUGAGCCAAAGAUCUCAGUUGGGAAUGGAGGACUUGGACAUUGAGGAGGUAAGAUCUCUUUCUGAUAUACUAUACAAUCCCUCUCUUCUCUCCUCAAUACAUAUGUCUGUAUCAGCUGGUUUUUCCAUUUCCAAUGUAGUGCAAAAAUGAACCAUUCAAGCUGCUUUUUGAACUAAGCUCCUCGCUCAGUUCCUACCCAUCGUGUCAUGGAGCUUGAUGGUUUUCCUAACUUGUCUUUAUCUGUCCUCAGGUAUUGGUUUUCCUGCAGCUGUACCGGAACGUUACUGUGGUCUUCCUGGACAGCUGGCAGGAUGUCACAGUCCACGUGUGUGCCGUCACCAAGGCCCUGUCCAAACGGCCCUACAAGUAUGAACCCGAUGAACUCUUAAUAUUCCACAUCAUUAAUAACUAUUCAACUUAUUAAUCUUAUCAGUUGGAAUUAAUGUACUGCCUACAUUGGUGCCAUGCCAUGAGGACAGGCUUUGAGUACCACUAACUUACAGUGCCUUGCAAAAGUAUUCAUCCCCCUUGGCGUUUUUCCUAUUUUGUUGCAUUACAACCUGUAAUAUUAAAUGGAUUUUUAUUUGGAUUUCAUGUAAUGGACAUACACCAAAUUGUCCAAAUAACUUGUUAAAAAAUAUUUUUUUUAAAUAACGCAAAAGUGGUGCGUGCAUAUGUAUUCACCCCCUUUGCUAUGAAGCCCCUAAAUAAGAUCUGGUGCAACCAAUUACCUUCAGAAGUCUUCAAAAUAAUUAGUUAAAUUGAACACAGGUGGACUUUAUUUAAGUGUCACAUGAUCUGUCACAUGAUCUCAGUAUAUAUACACCUGUUCUGAAUGGCCCCAGAGUCUGUAACACCACUAAGCAAGGGGCACCACCAAGCAAGUGGCACCAUGAAGACCAAGGAGCUCUCCAAACAGGUCAGGGACAAAGUUGUGGAGAAGUACAGAUCAGGCUUGGGUUAUAAAAAAAUAUCAGAAACUUUGAACAUCCCACGGAGCACCAUUAAAUCCAUUAUAAAUUUUUUAAAAUAAUAUGGCACCACAACAAACCUGCCAAGAGAGGGCCGCCCACCAAAACUCACAGACCAGGAAAGGAGGGCAUUAAUCAGAGAUGCAACAAAGAGACCAAAGAUAACCCUGAAGGAGCUGCAAAGCUCCACAGCGGAGAUUGGAGUAUCUGUCCAUAGGACCACUUUAAGCCGUACACUCCACAGAGCUGGGCUUUAAGGAAGAGUGGCCAGAAAAAAGACAUUGCUUAAUGAAAAAAAUAAGCAAACACGUUUGGUGAUCACCAAAAGGCAUGUGGGAGACUCCCCAAACAUAUGGAAGAAGGUACUCUGGUCAAAUGAGACUAAAAUUGAGCUUUUAGGCCAUCAAGGAAAACGCAAUGUCUGGUGCAAACCCAACACCUCUCAUCACCCCGAGAACACCAUCCCCACAGUGAAGCAUGGUGGUGGCAGCAUCAUGCUGUGGGGAUGUUUUUCAUCGGCAGGGACUGGGAAACUGGUCAGAAUUGAAGGAAUGGUGGAUGGAGCUAAAUACAGGGAAAUUCUUGAGAGAAACCUGUUUCAGUCUUCCAGAGAUUUGAGACUGGGAUGGAGGUUCACCUUCCAGCAGGACAAUGACCCUAAGCAUACUGCUAAAGCAACACUCGAGUGGUUUAAGGGGAACAUUUAAAUGUCUUGGAAUGGCCUAGUCAAAGCCCAGACCUCAAUCCAAUUGAGAAUCUGUGGUAUGACUUAAAGAUUGCUGUACACCAGCGGAACCCAUCCAACUUGAAGGAGCUGGAGCAGUUUUGCCUUGAAGAAUGGGCAAAAAUCCCAGUGGCUAGAUGUGCCAAGCUUAUAGAGACAUACCCCAAGAGACUUGCAGCUGUAAUUUCUGUUUUUUUGGUCUUAUUUCUUGUUUGUUUCACAAAAUAAAAUAUUUAGCAUCUGCAAAGUGGUAGGCAUGUUGUGUAAAUCAAAUGAUACAAACCCCCCAAAAAUCCAUUUAAAUUCCAGGUUGUAAGGCAACAAAACAGGAAAAAUGCCAAGGGGGGUGAAUACUUUCGCAAGCCACUGUACUUUCUUUACUGUGAUUCCCACUGGCUAUCAUAAGGUGAAUGCACCAAUUUGUAAGUCGCUCUGGAUAAGAGCGUCUGCUAAAUGACGUAAAUGUAAAUUAAACUCUAUAACUAUAAGUCUGGUCACCAACUUUUGUGCUGGAGCCUGUGGGAAACUACAAAGCAUGCAGGCUUUUGCUCCUGCCCAGCAGUACCAAACCUGAGAUACCAAUCGACUUCAUGAUUAGAUUCUAAUGUGUGUUUGAGCUAGGCUGAAACUUAAUUCUGCAAACCCUGUAACUGUCCAGGGUUGACAAGGCUUGGUGAGCAGUCAAUUGCUGUAGAGUACAAUCUAUAAACUGUGGUCGUGCCUCUCCACUCCACUGCAGACUGCUGACGGAGCGGUGUGAGCUGCCGUUCUGUGUGGAUGGCUCAUGGGCCAGUGGGGCGCGUGUGGAACAGGACGGGGUUGGGCUGGGCGAGGUGUGGAGCAGGCAGAUCACACAGCUCAACAGGGUCAGCCCUGCAGUGGCCUCCACUUUGACCACAGCCUACCCCUCACCACAAAUACUACUGCAGGUAGCAAUCUAUCUACGUAUCGUCUGUUUAGUCAGGAUCAUUAUGAGAUACAAUAAGACAUUGUAAGGUCUCAAAUGCUUUUCUUUAUGUGGUCAGGCGGAAAUGUGUUUGACCUAUGACAUUUCCACAUUAUAGACUGACAUGAUUUCAACAAACGGCAUUGAUUGACAUACUUUUAUACUGUAGGUACAGUUGAAGUCGGAAGUUUACAUACACUUAGGUUGGAGUCAUUAAAACUUGUUUUUCAACCACUCCACACAUUUCUUGUUAAUAAACUUUAGUUUUGGCAUGUCGGUUAGGACAUCUACUUUGUGCAUGACACAAGUAAUUUUUCCAACAAUUGUUUACAGACAGAUUAUUUCACCUAUAUUUCACUGUAUCACAAUUCCAGUGGGUGAGAAGUUUACAUACACUAAGUUGACUGUGCCUUUUAAAAAGCUUGGAAAAUUCCAGAAAAUGAUGUCAUGGCUUUAGAAGCUUCUGAUAGACUAAAUGACAUAAUUUGAGUCAGUUGGAGGUGUACCUGUGGAUGUAUUUCAAGGCCUACCUUCAAACUCAGUGCCUCUUUGCUUGACAUCAUGGAAAAAUCUAAAGAAAUCAGCCAAGACCUCAGAAAAAAAAUUGGGAGCAAUUUCCAAACACCCGAAGGUACCACGUUCAUCUGUACAAACAAUAGUACGCAAGUAUAAACAUCAUGGGACCACGCAGCCGUCAUAACGCUCAGGAAGGAGACGCGUUCUGUCUCCUAGAGCAGAGCAUACUUUGGUGCGAAAAGUGCAAAUCAAUCCCAGAACAACAGCAAAGGAUCUUGUGAAGAUGCUGGAGGAAACAGGUACGAAAGUAUCUAUAUCCACAGUAAAACUAGUCCUAUAUCGACAUAACCUGAAAGGCCGCUCAGCAAGGAAGAAGCCACUGCUCCAAAACCGCCAUAAAAAAGCCAGACUACGGUUUGCAACUGCACAUGGGGACAAAGAUCGUACUUUUUGGAGAAAUGUCCUCUGGUCUGAUGAAACAAAAAUAGAACUGUUUGGCCAUAAUGACCAUCGUUAUGUUUGGAGGAAAAAGGGGGAAGCUUGCAAGCCGAAGAACACCAUCCCAGCCGUGAAGCACGUGGGUGGCAGCGUCAUGCUGUGGGGGUGCUUUGCUGCAGGAGGGACUGGUGCACAUCACAAAAUAGAUGGCAUCAUGAGGAAGGAAAAUUAUGUGGAUAUAUUGAAGCAACAUCUCAAGACAUCAGUCAGGAAGUUAAAGCUUGGUCGCAAAUGGGUCUUCCAAAUGGACAAUGACCCCAAGCAUCCUUCCAAAGUUGUGGCAGAAUGGCUUAAGGACAACAAAGUCAAGGUAUUGAAGUGGCCAUCACAAAGCCCUGACCUCAAUCCUAUAGAAAAUUUGUGGGCAGAACUGAAAAAGCAUGUGCGAGCAAGGAGGCCUACAAACCUGACUCAGUUACACCAGCUCUGUCAGGAGGAAUGGCCCAAAUUCACCCAAUUUAUUGUGGGAAGCUUGUGGAAGGCUACCCAAAAUGUUUGACCCAAGUUAAACAAUUUAAAGGCAAUGCUACCAAAUACGAAUUGAGUGUAUGUAAACUUCUGACCCACUGGGAAUGUGAUGAAAGAAAUAAAAGCUGAAAUAAAUCAUUCUCUCUACUAUUAUUCUGACAUUUCACAUUCUGAAAAUAAAGUGGUGAUCCUAACUGACCUAAGACAGGGAAUUCUUACUAGGAUGAAAUGUCAGGAAUUGUGAAAAACUGAGUUUAAAUGCAUUUGGCUAAGGUGUAUGUAAACUUCCGACUUCAACUGUAUUUGAUCUAUAUUUGACACAGGUCUGACUUGGAUGUGGCUAGUGUUUUACUUGUUUAAUGUUUUUCCUUCAGGCCUACAGUAGCUUAGAGUCUGAGGAAGAGAAGAGGGGGCUGCUGGCAGGCCUACUAGUGAAGACUGGAGGGAAGGAGAGACGCAUCGGACCUGAAAUCUCAGCCAGAGUCUACCGUUCCCUCACAGCUCAAAACCCCCAGCUGGUCCUGGACUAA
Coregonus sp. 'balchen' is the source of this 6481-nucleotide messenger RNA. The record is from the annotation of a GenBank genome assembly. NCBI's taxonomy places the organism in Eukaryota, Metazoa, Chordata, Actinopteri, Salmoniformes, Salmonidae.